Messenger RNA from Camellia sinensis, 471 nucleotides. NCBI's taxonomy places the organism in Eukaryota, Viridiplantae, Streptophyta, Magnoliopsida, Ericales, Theaceae. The record is from RefSeq and is a predicted model, not a curated record.
AUGCCUAGCUUUUUAUCGCCAUACCGUGGUGAGAGGCACCAUCUAAAUAAGUUUCGUACUCAACGUCAACAACCAAGAAAUAAGAAGCAAAUGUUCAAUUACCGACACUCCUCACUGCGCAAUGUGAUUGAGAGAUACUUUGGUGUCUUGAAGGCUCAUUUCCCAAUUUUGAGAGACAUGCCUCCGUAUUCAACUAAGACACAGAGAUACAUCCCCAUUGCCUGUUGUACAAUGCACAACUGGAUAAGGAUACAUUCUCAAAGUGACACAUUGUUCGCUGAAUGGGCCAAUCCAGAUCGUAUUGUUGAAGAUGUUGGGCCAAGUGGAGGUGGUAGUAGCAGCUUGACACAUGCAGGAAGUAGUUCUCAGCAACCAAUUGAUGUAGACAUUAGUCAACCUCAACUACGUCAUAUGUCUGAUGUAAGGAAUCAAAUUGCUGGUCAAAUUUGGGAAUCUGUCAAAAACAAUUGA